AUGAGCAGCAGGCGACAAAGGCCAAUGACGAGGCCAGGGCUCGCCGGCCGCAGAGAGACGCUCUGGACGAACCCGCGCUUAGCGCGUUCUCUGGUUCUUCCGUCCCAGUCUACGUCUUGGCUCUGUUCGUCCGCCUCCUCCUCUCUUGAGAGCGCCUUUGGAAGCUACACGGGGCCGCGCGAUCCGGCUCUCAAGUCGCAGGAUAUAUUUGGUGAAGCGAAACUCAAGCGAAGGAGCCUCUACGAAAUUGCGGAGAAGUUCGACAAAAUCGCCAAAGACGAUUACGACGCAAUUCUGAAGCAAGUGGUGGAGGAAGCGAACCGCGAGAUGCUCGAGAACAAGUUGCAGUGGGACAAGAACGCCCAGAGGAAGAUCGCGGCAGACGCGCGUCAGGGGGGUACAGUCAACGCGGAGACAGAAGCAAACGGAGAAGAUCAAGAGUCGGAGCGAGACGAGCAAGGGCCUCGAAGACCGGGCCGAGAAACGGCCUCGGGUUCCUCAGAGUGGCCGCGGCGUUCCUCACCUGCAGAUGCUCCGGUUUGCGGAGACGUACGGGAAGUGUCUCGAAAUGUGUUUGUCCUUUCUCCCCCCAAGCCAUCCGUCGCUCCACACCGCUUGUCUUCUUCCGCUCCUUCCCCGUCUUCGUCCCUCGACGCGUCUUCCGCUGCUCUCCCUUGUGCUUUUCUGCCUCCUCGGCCGGCUGCCGACGCCUAUCCGCCGGACGCUUUGUCCCGAGAGGACCGACCGGACGCAGAGCGAGAGCGGCGGAAGGCAGGGAAACACUUUGACGGACAGCUCAGAACCGCGCUGUCGGCAGCGGCUGUCCUGUCCUUUGCAGAUCGAGAUCUUGCUUCCUUUCGCCUGCUCGAAAUCGCGAAACUGUUUGGCCGCCUCUGCCAGCUGACGAACGUUCGCGGCGAGGACCUCAAAGACGAUCCGCGGUAUGCGCGCCUCGUGACCGCCCUGGACCUUCGCCUGCAAGAAGAGCUCCAGGAUGUGACCCGGCAGAUCGUUGUUUCGGAACGCAGACAGCGGAAGGGGGCUGACAGACGAGGCGAACAAGGCGUUGCCGCUGAGAACCCGGAGAGCGGCGAGGCCCGAGGCUGGAGGGCCGAGACAGGUGAGGACGGGGAGCGCGGAGAGGAAAACGGCGUACGGGAAGGCGCCCAGGAAGACCGGCGAGAGAGCACAGGCGUAGGAAGAGGCAAGGAUGCAGAACGAGACAGAGUGACGCGGCUACGAUUUGAACUCGGCCCCGCCGACCUCGUGGCGUUAGGGCAGGCCCUGAGACUCUCACAGCUUGCUUUGGAUCUGGACAUGGUCCUUCGCAAUUUGGAACUCCUUGCUCUCCUCCAGCUUCCUUCUUUCUCGCUCAGCCAAAUAUGUCAAUUUGUCGUAGCGCUCGGCCACAUCCGCACCACAAGCGUGCGGCCGCUCUCUCGACCUUUUCUGUCUCGGGUCUCGUCCCACAUCGGCGUCCUCCUCUCUGCUUCCUUGGAGGGCCUUGCGAAGAAAGAGGCCGAAGCCGGGGAAGGCAGACGCCAGGCAGCAGCGGCCAGGCGAACGGCGCGAGAAGCGCGGCGAGCGGAAGCCCCGGAGGACGGAGACGGCGGGGAACCCAACGGAGACUGUGGGGCUUUCGGCAACGAGGGAAGGGUGGGGCGAAGGCAGGAAGGAGGCGCGAGAGCGGGACGGCAAGACGCGACGAGGGGAGACAACAUGGGAAUGGACGACAGCGAAGAGAAAAGGCCGCCUUCCAUGCCGCAUAGGCUGUGUCAAGAACCGCGGAGAGAGACAGGUACUUUGUCGAGUGGGAACGUGGGAAGGGCUCCUGGAGCCGACGUAACACUCUCUCUGGCAUCUGCAGUGAACCACGUGAUGGAUGCUCUGCCUUUCCUCUCCAUUUUCGAGGAAGAGUCGUUUCUCUUUGCUGAGCAUCGCACCCCGUCUCUCUUCACCGAGGCUUUCCGGCGCACCCUUGGCCUGGCGUGGGCCGAGACGGUGUCUCUCGAGGACUCGGAAAGGACGCGAGACUCCCAGCUCGUCCCGGGCCUCAGCCCGCGUCGAGAGAGUCCGGGCCAGAUACCUUUCCAUUCCCUCGCGGACCUAAAUCUGCACGGUGGGAGCCGGCCGCUCGAAUGGAAAACCCAAGAACGAGGCGCGAGCGAGGCGACGAGCAGCCGAGAGAGGGAAGCUAACAAGGAAGGUUUAGAGAGAAUCAACCAAGUGCGGUGUGUGGCCAAAACCGUCAAAUGCGUCUUGAAAACUGGCAACGCCGGCGACCAAACCGUUAUAUCGGCUCUGACCCGCGUUGCUGUUUCGCUGGUGAGCGACAACCGGAGAGACGCAGAAGAGAACCCGGAAGGCGAAAACGAAGAACGCUCCCUGGCGAAUUCGCGCUUGUCGCGUCGACUGGCAAGGGCGCGAGCGCUCCUUGAGGUUGUAUCAGCCCUUUCAGAGGCAGGCGCGCUCAGUCAGGAACUGUGGCGGGCCGUGAGGCGCGACGUGCGCUUGGUCCUCCCCUACCUCUCCCUGUACCAGCUCGACCUCGCUGCUCGGUUGCACUUCCAGACGGUUUCAGACAGGGCCUCUGGGCGCAUGCAGCAUGACGAAGAGAGAAAGGGAUGGCCGGUAGAAACAAGAAGGGAGGCGGAAGUCGACGUGAUGGACGAGGAGCAGACGGAAGUCACAGAACGAGGACGGGAAGAUCGAAAGAAGCGCGAAGAAGCCCAAUUCUUGGAUUCACUUCUUCGAGUGUUUCGAGCACAAACACGUAGCAUGAAUAAUCGAGAGAUUUCAGCAUUUGCCGAUCGCCUCGUCGCCGAGCCCACCUGGCUAAGAACAGCGAAUUCCCCGACUGGUCGAGAUCUCGUUGCCACGGUGUUCUCUGAGAGUCGCGAGCGGUACAUUGACGCGAAGGAGGACACCUAUAACCGGGACGGCCUCUCGCUGAGGCCUCUGAUGAAUCUCGCCCUUUUUGCAGGGGGCUGUGGGGUCGUCUCUCUUCAGGUUAUGUUCGAUUUCCUUCUUCAUAUUCUUCAGAUCCACCGCGCCGAUGUUAAAAUUGCCAUUGACUUUGAUAUCAUGCAAAUCCAAAAUCGCCAGGGAGUCGAGACGCUCUUUUGUUUCAUUUUGGACAAGGCGGAGGAGAUCGUUGAGAAUCUGCGGAAGUCUGCGCCGGAUUUACCUGACGACCUCUACGCCGAGCUACAGAACUUCAGUAUUGCGGUACUAAUCCUCUUAUUUCAGAAUAACGACGCCGUGGCAUAA
This is a messenger RNA of Neospora caninum, 3270 nucleotides long. RefSeq lists its product as hypothetical. Lineage: Eukaryota; Apicomplexa; Conoidasida; Eucoccidiorida; Sarcocystidae. The transcript has 7 exons. The record is from RefSeq and is a predicted model, not a curated record. Bases 1 to 3270 code for a protein of 1089 amino acids.